Ictidomys tridecemlineatus (thirteen-lined ground squirrel) is the source of this 2820-nucleotide messenger RNA. NCBI's taxonomy places the organism in Eukaryota, Metazoa, Chordata, Mammalia, Rodentia, Sciuridae. The record is from RefSeq and is a predicted model, not a curated record.
CCAGGUCCAGCAAGACUAUGAAUCUCUGUUCCAAAUGCUUUGCUGAUUUUCAAAAGAAACAACCAGACGAUGAUUCCGCUCCAAGUACAAGUAACAGCCAAUCAGAUUUGUUUUCUGAAGAGACCACCAGUGACAACGAUAAUACCUCGAUAACCACGCCAACUCUUAGUCCCAGCCAGCAGCCGCUUCCGACAGAACUGAAUGUAAAUUCACCGAGUAAAGAGGAAUGUGGGCCAUGCACAGACACAGCUCAUGUCUCGUUAAUCACACCAACCAAAAGAUCCUGUGGUACAGAUUCACAGUCUGAGAAUGAGGCUUCACCAGUGAAACGGCCACGACUACUGGACAGUACUGAACGGUCUGAGGAAACCAGCCGAUCUAAACAGAAGAGCCGACGCCGGUGCUUCCAGUGCCAAACCAAACUGGAGCUGGUACAGCAAGAAUUGGGAUCCUGUCGCUGUGGUUACGUGUUCUGUAUGUUACAUCGCCUCCCCGAGCAGCAUGACUGCACGUUCGACCACAUGGGCCGUGGCCGAGAGGAAGCCAUCAUGAAAAUGGUGAAACUGGACCGGAAAGUGGGGCGCUCCUGCCAGCGCAUCGGGGAGGGGUGCUCCUGAAGGCCAAGCAUGGCCACCACAUGACGCUGUUCUUAGUUCACUAAUGUUAGCCUUAUUUAGGACAAAGUCAGCCAGACACCUUGUACUGGGCACGCGUCAGACUACAGCCAGUCCGUUUCCUUUCUUUAGCCAGCCAUCCUGGUACUGUAGUUUAGGGGUUGAUGGUGGUUGAAAUUGAUUUCUGGCUGGUUACUAAGGUGCCUGCUAGCCAUUGUAUAAAAUUAAAACAUGAACAAUAUUUUUUUUUGAGCAUGGCUAGUGGAUUUAAAACAACACAUACCUGUCACUGCUGGAGUCAAACUUAUAAAAAGCCUUAAGCGGAAAGUGUUCCAGAUGGAGACUCUGAGUUUAGAGGAGUAGAAACUGGUGUUACAGUUCCACGACGCACAUGGCUUUGCCAGAAACUCUGUUUAAUGUUUGGCCUUUCACCUCUUCACUUACCCUUAGUCCCAGGAGCCAGGAUACCUGAUGGCCACGCGUGCCUUGGCCAUGGGAGGCUGCUGAUGGCCAUGUGGCUGGGCUGGGUGGUGGCCUCGCUCUCCCACACAGCUGGAAAUGGGGGGCAGGGGACAGAUUCUUAUGGAAAUUUUUUUACCUGACUUGCUAUGAAAAAAACUCAUCACACAGAAGAGAAACAAUAACCUCACCUCGAAAAUUAGCUCCACUCAAGACUAGUUCAUGCACGAAACCCACCUUUUCUACACAGGAUCCGCAGUCAUGAGCAGCACCCAGCCAGAGUGUACCCUGACCCCAGUGGCUCUGGUUGCCAUUGCUAACCGCAGGGAUCUGGCAGUUGAUCUAAGGCCCGUGGCAGCACAGCACUGUGGCUGGGGUCUACAAACUGGCUUCUGCAGCCAGAUUUCAUAUUGGGAGUUUUUAAAAAAGACAUUUCAUAGCCACCAGGAAUCAAUCAGUAGUAGUGCUGGGGAGCAGCUGGGGAUGCUGCUGCCACAGCCUCGGUCCCUUCCACCCAGAGCCCACUUGCCCUUCUGGGGCUAAGAGGAUGGUGCCGUGGCCCCCGCUCCUUCCCGUGCGGUCCGUAGUUGGAGGACAGCCAUCCGCCUCUGCCACGUGGCAGGCUUGGGAAGGGGAGGCAGCCUGCCUCACCAGAGUGUGGGUUGGCCCCUCUAGAGCAGUGGCUGUGGCUGUGGCAGGAGGUGGGGAGGGUAGGUCUCCCACCCAUUCCUCUGUGUGGGCAGAGAGGUUCAGUAGCCACAGUUGCUCAGCCAGUGGGGAAGAGGGGUGGUGGGCCUGGUUGCCUUGUUAGGAAAUCGUUACCAGUCAGCGGAGGGUCUGGCUGGGGAGUCAGGACUAGGAUUCCCUUGGAGGCCCCAAUCAGGUGGUGGUUGUGCCAGUGCCCCCCCCCCCUUGUGGUCCCAGUCAGAGGGCAGGAGGCUUCUGGCGAGGCACCGUGGUCUGCCCACACACAGGCUACUGAUGGAACAGUUUAACCCAGCAGUUUUCUUGUAUCCCACACCACACAGUUCAACUACUCUGUCUGCAAUUUGUCAGCGGAACACCUGCAGCUGCAAAUGUUUUUCAAUCCAAAAUAAUGAAAUAGGAAAUCAUGCUCUUCCCAAUCUCCUGCCCCCACCCCACCUCCACCCCCACCCCCACCCGAGUGGAAUCCGCUGCAGAAUCUCCAGCCUUAAUUAUUGCUUCAGGACCCAGACCGGUGUCUUGCUCUAGGGCAGCCCAGGGCAGAGGGGCCAGGUCUGCCCAGCGUUUACCACUGUUGUCAAGCCACGGCCCUCUGGCCACUACAUGGCCAUCCUCAGUGAGGCGCCCGCCUAGGCCCCCCGCCAAGCUCUAUCCGGAAGAGGCCGCAGGUGUGUGCCCUUCCUGGCCCUCCUCAGGCCCCAGCAGCUGCUGCUUGGAGGCAGCAGUGGGAAGGAGGUGCUCUGGGUGCCACGGCACACAGGGCCCACGGCCCACGUUCACUUCCUGACAGUAGAGCCGGGUGGGGGAGGAAGGGCUUGUUCCCCUGCAGUAUCUGUUCUGUGAAGUUUGUUAAAUGUAAGGAAAGCUUAAAUUCUUGUAUCUUUAAAGAGAAAAUCUUAUUUAACCCUUUUGUGUUCUAGAUUUACUUACACACAUAGCCUAGAGCUCAGUUUUAGUUUUAACAUUGUGAAACUAUUAAAAGAAUCUUGUAACUUUAUUCUUUUUUUCUCCUGCUGAAAAAAAUUAAACGAAUCAUAUGAAA